UUUCAACGUCUUCCUCAUCAUUCAAGAUGUCCGCUAUUCUCAGACGGCUGCGAGGAGGAAAUCUUGAAGUUCUCAAAUUCUCUGUCUAUGUCUUCUUCCCGGUUGCCCUCAUGAUACAUUUCGGCGAUCCAGACUGGUAUAACAAGCAUGUCACCCCUUACAAAGAUCACAUCUUUCCUCCGGAUCAUAAGUUGGUAACUAAACUACCCACCGAUCAAGCAUCGCUACGAGAAGAGCUUGCCAAAAUAAAGGCAAAGAAACUUGAAAAGUUGGCUGAACGGGAAAAGGAAGACUCCUCUUCAUAGGCAUCGCAUACAAUGGAGUUUCAUGCUUCUUAUGAUAUAGUACAUUCAGGACCUCCAUAUGUUUCAUUUUG
Messenger RNA from Somion occarium, 376 nucleotides. Lineage: Eukaryota; Fungi; Basidiomycota; Agaricomycetes; Polyporales; Cerrenaceae. The record is from the annotation of a GenBank genome assembly.